AACUGAUAGCAGGGGCAAAGCUAGAGAGCUGUGCAGAAGCAACAAUGGUGGAUGUGUGUAUGAGCAGAGGUUUCGGGGUUUCUGUGUGUGGCCAACCUGAGAUUGAGCAGCUAUCAAGAGAUGGUAGCCACUACAGUCUCUCCACUGGGAUUCUUCCAUCUCUUGGAGCCAGAAGUAACCGCAGAGUCAAGCUCAGGAGCUUCAUCUUAUCACCUUAUGAUCGUCGUUACAGGACAUGGGAGACUUUUCUGGUUCUUCUGGUCUUCUAUACUGCUUGGGUGUCCCCGUUCGAAUUUGGAUUCCUUAAGAAACCAGAGGCACCGCUCUCCAUUACUGAUAAUGUUGUCAAUGGUUUCUUUGCUGUGGAUAUUGUUCUUACCUUCUUUGUAGCUUAUCUGGAUAAAACCACCUACCUCCUUGUCGACAAUCCAAAGCAAAUUGCUUGGAAGUAUACAAGUACCUGGCUGGCCUUGGAUGUCAUAUCCACGAUCCCUUCUGAACUGGCUAGAAAAAUUACCCCCUCUCUUUUCCAGUCAUAUGGCUUUUUCAACAUGCUUCGCCUCUGGCGUCUUCGGAGAGUUAGUUCCCUGUUUGCUAGAUUGGAGAAAGAUAGGAACUUUAACUACUUUUGGGUUCGAUGCGCAAAACUUAUCUGUGUCACCGUUUUUGCAGUUCAUUGUGCUGCAUGCUUUUAUUAUCUUCUUGCUGCACGUUAUCAUGACCCACAAAAGACAUGGAUUGGAGCCUCCAUGAAUAACUUCCUUGAACAAAGCCUGUGGAUCCGUUAUGUGACAGCGAUUUACUGGUCUAUCACUACUCUCACAACUGUUGGCUAUGGUGAUUUGCAUCCUGAAAAUACAAGGGAGAUGAUCUUUGACAUCUUCUACAUGCUCUUCAACCUUGGGUUGACAGCAUAUCUGAUUGGGAAUAUGACCAACUUGGUCGUUCAUGGGACAAGUCGAACUAGAAGAUUUAGGGAUACCAUUCAAGCCGCCUCAAGUUUUGCACAGAGGAACCAACUGCCUGUUCGGCUGCAAGAUCAAAUGCUUGCACACUUAUGUUUGAAGUUCAGAACAGACUCAGAGGGACUUCAGCAGCAAGAGACUCUUGAUUCCCUUCCAAAGGCCAUUCGGUCAAGCAUUUCACAUUUUCUUUUCUACUCUCUCUUGGACAAGGUUUACUUAUUUCGUGGGGUAUCCAAUGACUUGCUUUUUCAGCUGGUGUCGGAGAUGAAAGCUGAGUAUUUUCCUCCCAAGGAAGAUCUGAUCUUGCAAAAUGAAGCACCCACAGAUUUCUAUAUAGUCGUUUCAGGCGCUUUGGAUCUUCUGGUUCUCAAAAAUGGCACUGAACAGGUAGUCGGAGAGGCAAAAACUGGAGACCUUUGUGGUGAGAUUGGGGUUCUUUGUUAUAGGCCACAGCUCUUUACGGUGCGGACGAAGCGAUUGUGCCAGCUGCUUCGGCUGAACCGUACAACAUUCUUGAAUAUCGUUCAGGCCAAUGUUGGAGACGGGACCAUAAUAAUGAAUAAUCUCCUUCAGCAUUUGAAAGACCUAAAGGACCCAAUCAUGGAGGGAGUUUUGGUAGAGACAGAGAACAUGCUAGCUCGUGGUAGAAUGGACCUACCUCUCAGUUUGUGCUUUGCAACACUAAGAGGAGACGACCUUUUGUUGCAUCAGUUGUUGAAACGUGGUCUGGAUCCAAAUGAAUCCGACAGCAAUGGGAGGACAGCUCUGCACAUAGCAGCUUCUAAAGGAAGUGAAAACUGUGUACUUCUUCUACUAGAUUAUGGGGCAGGGCCAAACAAUAGAGACUCGGAGGGAGUGGUACCGCUAUGGGAAGCAAUGGUGGGUGGUCAUGAAUCUGUUAUUCAACUGCUUGUGGACAAUGGUGCAAACAUAAAUUCUGGUGACGUCGGUCACUUUGCUUGCACCGCUGCCGAGCAGAACAACUUGAAAUUGCUCAAGCAAAUUGUUCACUAUGGAGGGGAUGUCACACAGCCUAAGAACACUGGAAAUACAGCUCUUCAUGCUGCAGUUUGUGAGGAAAACAUUGAAAUGGUCAAAUUCCUUUUGGAUCAAGGAGCUGAUAUUGACAGAACAAACGACCAUGGCUGGACCCCAAGAGAUCUAGCUGAUCAGCAAGGACACGAAGAUAUAAAAGCUCUGUUUGAAUCUUGCAAAGAGCACAGAAGUCAAUCUACCAUUGGUAUUUCAGAAGAGCGGCAUGGAAUUCGCUUCAUUGGAAAAUUUAAAAGUGAUCCUUCCAUCUUUCCACUCCCACAAGGAGGCUCCUCCCCGGCAGCAGAUGGAUCAUGGGGGCAUAACCGACCGAGACGUAGAACUAACAAGUUCCACAACUCACUAUUUGGGAUCAUGUCAGCUGCCCACACUGGGGAGAGAAACAUGUUACUGUCCGUAAAUGUUUCUAAAUCUGCCAGAAGUGGGGAAGGUUACCCUGCUAGAGUGAGAAUAAGCUGUCCAGAAAAGGGAGAAAGAGCAGGGAAGCUCAUGCUACUUCCAGAGAGCUUUCAAGAGCUACUUGAGAUUGGAGCCAAAAAAUUCGGUAUCUCCCAUGCAAAAGUUCAGACCGAAGAUGGAGCUGAAAUUGAUGCUAUAGAGUUGAUUAGAGAUGGAGACCAUCUUGUUUUUGUUAGUGAUGGUUGAAGUAAAGACUUUUUUUUUUCCUCCCUACUUUAACACAAAGUCUUUUGUCAUUUAAAGUAAAUUCAAAAUGUAAAGAUGGUGAAAGAUCACCUUUUGUUUUUUGUUGAAAAGUUAAAAGUUUCUGACCAUUAAACAAA
Molecule: messenger RNA, 2800 nt
Organism: Vitis riparia (riverbank grape)
Lineage: Eukaryota; Viridiplantae; Streptophyta; Magnoliopsida; Vitales; Vitaceae
Product: potassium channel AKT1
Exons: 11
Coding region: 45-2663 (872 amino acids)
Biological process (GO): transmembrane transport; potassium ion transport
Cellular component (GO): membrane
Molecular function (GO): voltage-gated potassium channel activity; protein binding
Source: RefSeq, a predicted model, not a curated record